AUGGCAUCCGAGUGUUUAGACCCUGAAGUACAAUACAAAAUCGCCCGAUUAUAUCGAAAAGGAAUCGGAACGCCAGUCGAUGAGAAUCUCGCAUUUCAAUGGUACAAAAAAUCGGCUGACAACGGAUUUAACAAAGCGAAAUGUAAGCUCGGCAAAUGCUUUGAGAAAGGAAUCGGUGUCUCGAAAAAUACGCGAAAGGCUGUUUGGUGGUAUAAAAAAGCGGCGAUUGAGCAAACUUCGCAAAAUUCGUCUGCUGGCGAUUAUUAUCUUGGCUCUUGCUAUCAUGAGGGUAUUGGUACUUUAAAAGAUAUUCAUAUGGCGUUGCGAUGGUAUCGUAAGGGUGUCAAUAAAAAUUGUAAACUUUCUGCGAAUAUUCUCUUGCAGAUGUUGAAUCACAAUGAUG
This is a messenger RNA of Ambispora leptoticha, 403 nucleotides long. The record is from the annotation of a GenBank genome assembly. NCBI's taxonomy places the organism in Eukaryota, Fungi, Glomeromycota, Glomeromycetes, Archaeosporales, Ambisporaceae.